Molecule: messenger RNA, 1330 nt
Organism: Xenia sp. Carnegie-2017
Lineage: Eukaryota; Metazoa; Cnidaria; Anthozoa; Malacalcyonacea; Xeniidae
Product: L-seryl-tRNA(Sec) kinase-like
Exons: 9
Coding region: 39-1178 (379 amino acids)
Molecular function (GO): kinase activity; tRNA binding
Source: RefSeq, a predicted model, not a curated record
AUAAGCCGGAGACGGUCGGAGAACACUCGGCAACCAAUAUGGCGGACGGUUGCCUUCAUGGUUGCUUUCUAAUUUUGUGCGGUAUUCCUGCAUCAGGGAAGUCCAGUUUUGCAGAGAAACUUCGUGAAAAAGAUUGGAAAAUAAAUGAAGAACCUGUUCAUUUCUUUUACAUUGGCUAUGAUCAAUUGAUAACUGCAGACCUUCCAGUAGACAAAGCGUCUUCCAUAUGGAAACAAACGCGCGAAAAAAUACGUAUGGAUUUGGAGCAAGUUUUACUCAAAAAACCCUGGGGAGAAGAAAAGAAUUAUAACUUUAGGGAAUUUUUCGAAGAUUGGUGUUUGUUUCAUGCAAAUUUUAAUUUGAAGGAAGCUUUCCAUGUCAUUAUCAUUGAUGACAAUAUGUUCUACAGAAGCAUGAGACAUGAAUACUAUCAACUUGCAAGGAAAGUUUCGUUCAGCUAUUCACAAAUCUAUUUCCAUUGUCCUGUUGAAGUGGCAUUGAUGCGUAAUGAAAAAAGGUCAUCUCCUGUAAAAGAGGAAACUGUUUUUCGAAUAUUUAAUAAUUUUGAAAAGCCUACUCCAAAGAAACUAGCUUGGGAAAAGUACAGUCUUUUCAUUGACACCACUAACAUUGAAUUUGAAGAUAAAUGGGAAGAUGUUUUUGAACUGCUUCAUAAUGCUGCCAUUAACAAACCAUCACCUUUAAAAGAGCUCAAUGACAUUGAAAAGGCCAGGGAGCAGAAUGUCACUGCAAGAAGUUUUGUACAUCAAACAGAUCAAAUUUUAAGAAAAUAUAUUUCCCAAAUGUUGCAGACAUUAAAAGCCAAGAAUGCUUGUGCUGAUGUUUUAAAAAACACUGCAAAAUCUUUUAAUCAACUGAGGAAAACAAUUAUUGAUAAUGCAAGAAAUGAAACAGAGAAAAAUAUGCAGCAGAUACUACAGUAUGGAUCAUCUUCAUCCCAAUCCUUGACUAUGAAGGAAAGUAUGUUGGAACAACAUGACAUACGUAUACCAUUUAAUGAAAACUCUCUUCUAUCAACUUUUCAUGUGGACUCCAAUCAUAAAACUUUUGUUAUGGACUAUUUUUGGGACCUAAUCACUCUUGAAGAGUUUGGUGAUGUUGUGAGAGCAAAAUUUGACUGUAUGUUGAAAGAAUGCUGCGGUAAAGAAGGAAACUAAACUGUAGGCUAUCAAAGAGAUUAUAACUGACUGAAAUGAGACAUAUGGAUACAAUUAAUCCAGAAACCACAAUGCCAUCCAACAACAGCUCAAGUACAGAAAUUUUUUUCACAGACAGUAACCAAACAAUCCAUCUUGGUCAAAAUUCGCAG